Raphanus sativus (radish) is the source of this 660-nucleotide messenger RNA. RefSeq names its product calcineurin B-like protein 3. Gene Ontology annotation, biological process: calcium-mediated signaling. NCBI's taxonomy places the organism in Eukaryota, Viridiplantae, Streptophyta, Magnoliopsida, Brassicales, Brassicaceae. Gene Ontology annotation, molecular function: kinase binding; calcium ion binding. The record is from RefSeq and is a predicted model, not a curated record.
GAAGAGUUUCAACUAGCCUUGUUCAAGACCAAUAAAAAAGAGAGCUUGUUUGCAGACCGGGUGUUUGAUUUGUUUGACACAAAGCAUAAUGGAAUGUUGGGGUUUGAGGAGUUUGCCCGUGCUCUCUCCGUCUUUCAUCCAAAUGCUCCUAUAGACGACAAGAUUGAUUUUUCGUUUCAGCUAUAUGAUCUUAAGCAGCAAGGUUUCAUCGAGAGGCAGGAGGUGAAGCAAAUGGUGGUGGCUACUCUUGCUGAGUCAGGCAUGAACCUGUCAGACGAAGUCAUAGAGAGUAUAAUCGACAAGACAUUUGAAGAAGCUGACACAAAGCAUGACGGGAGGAUCGAUAAGGAAGAGUGGAGGAUCCUUGUUCUUAGGCAUCCUUCGCUUCUGAAGAACAUGACACUUCAGUAUCUCAAGGAUAUCACGACUACGUUUCCGAGCUUUGUGUUUCAUUCUCAGGUGGAAGAUACCUGAGAAGAGCAUAGCAGAUCAAACAGUUUGGCAAGUGUGUUUGUUUUCAGUCAUGUAUCAUGUUUAUUUGUUUUUUUUUAAAUCUCUCUGAACUCCAGUUUCCAAGAUUUUGUUGUUUCUUCUGUGAAAAUGGAAAAGAAAAAAAACGAAAACAAAGUUGUAUUUUUAAUCUAUUCUUGGUUUGGUUUA